AUGAUGAGUUCAAUACAAUUUAUCAUUGUCAUUGUUGUUGAUAUAUUUAUUUUGCAUGGUACACAUGCACUUUCAGUAUCAAAACAUCGUGAAGAUAUAUUUGAAUUUUUUAAUCAAAUUAAAGAUCAAGUAAAUGAAGGCAAACAAUGUUUACCUGGAUCAAUGUUUUAUCAAGGUUCAUGUUAUUCUUAUAUAAGUAAUCUUCGUGCAUCAUCAUGGGAUACAGCAGUUAAAACUUGUGCAGCAUUUAAUUCAAAACUUAUAAUUGGUAACUCAAAAUUAUUAAUUAUAGAAACAAUUGAUGAAUAUAAAUUUGUUGAACAAUUAAUAAGAAAACAUUUGGAUCCUCAUAAAACAAUAUUUGUAUUUAUUAAUUUACGAAAAUUAAAUGGUACAUUUCCUCCUGUCUAUGCUUGGGGAUCAAAUGGUGGAAUUUAUUUAUGGGAUACACCUGUCUAUAGAUAUUGGAAUGAAAAUGUUGGUGGUCCAUCAGAUAGUGAUUGUGGAAUUAUGAGAAUAAUGAAAAAUAAAACAGAUUUAUCCAAUUCAUUAUGUGAUGGACCAGUUAUAUCAUUGCCAUACAUAUGCAAAUAUACUAUCGAUCGAUGUUACAAUAAUAGUGCAUGUGGAAAAUAUGGUACAUGUUUGAAUGUACCAUUGUUAGAUUCACACAAAUGUCAAUGUCGAUUUUUAUAUUCAGGAAAUAAAUGUGAAAAAUGUUUACAGGCUCUUAUUGGUGCUGCUAUUAUUUUAAUUGCAUUUAUUACAUCUUAUAUAAUUAAUAUGGAUCGUUCCGGUACUGAUACAUGGUCAUUUCGAUGUGCUGAAUUAGAACAAUAUCAGACUGCAUCAUUGUAUACAUCAAAACCACUUAUGAAACAUCGUACAUAUCUUUUGAAUUCUACAGUUAAUCAUGUUAUUCGUAAUCCAAUAUUAAAUCAACAAUUUACCGAUAUAACAACAACGACAACAAUUGAUGAAUUAUCAUAUCCAUCUCCUGCAGUGGCUUUAAGACGUCAUGAUACACUUAUUCGUCCAUUUGAACGUAAACAACGUUAUUAUGCAUUUCGUCGUUCUAUUCAAAAACUUCAAAUUAAAUCUUGUUUCAAAGAUUUAUUUAUUAAACCAAAAAAAUUAAUAUUUGUUUUUUUACCAAUAGUAUUGGCAAUUGUUUGUUGUCUAUUGAUCAUUAUUUUACGUCGUUACAUUAAAUCUUAUUUGUAUUCAUCACAUUCAUCUCAUUCAACAUUAUUUAAAUUUUGUUCAUUAUAUGAAAAUAAUUAUUACAUUAAUCUUGUUACAUUACCCAUUGCAUUUGUUCUCAUUCUUCUAAUUACAUUUGAAAAAGGUCUGUUUCGUUUACAAUUACCCAUACCCUAUAAUCCAUUUAGUAAAAUUAAUCGUUUUGAUACUGUUGCAUUAUGUGGCAUUAUUUCACAUGAAAUAUUACAUAUAAUUGAAGAAUUAUUUAUAAAUACAACUCAAAUAAAAGUGAUAACAAUGCGUGGACCAUUAUUUGAUUUAAUUCGACAAAUUGGUCUUGUUAUUAUUAUCGGUAUGAGAUAUUAUCCAAUUUAUUCAAUUGUUGAAAUGAAUCAAGCAAACAUUAUUUAUUAUGGUUUAUGUUCUGUGUAUAUGUGGAUUGAUUUUACAUUAAAAAUAUCUGAACAAGCAUUAUGUUCAAAUAUUGGACCUUUUAUUAAAACAUGGAAUAAAUUUCAUCAAUUAAAACAUAAUUUAACACAAAAACAUCCAUGGAAUGAUAUGAAACAUAAAGUUAAAGAACAUUUUGUUCGAAAUUCAGAAAUUGAAGAUGAUGACUAUAUUACUUCGACCAUAAUUACAACUACAACAACAACUCAAUUUUCAACAACAUUUGAUCCGUCAUUAUCAUCUUUAAAUGAGUACAAUUGGUCUCAUGUAUUUCGAAAUCUCUCAUUUCCUAUAAAUCGUAAUCAUUCAACAUCAACAUUUGAUCAAUUUGGUUUAGAUUCAACUGUUAUUGGAACUUUAAAAUAUUUACCAUACUAUUUAUGUUUAACUUAUAUUUGUUUUCGUUUAACUUAUUUAUUUUUUCGUGAAUUAUCUAAAUGUUUACAAAAAUGUAUUCCAAGAUCAUCAUCAUCAUCAUCAUUAAAUCAAAAAUCAAAAAAACAUAUUUAUCAAGAGCCUAAUGUACCAUCAACAUUACAUCAAUUAACAAUUGAAUAUCGAUAUGUUCAACAUUUAUUUCGUAAAACUCGUCGAAAAUUACAAAAAAUUAAAAAAGUAUCAUUUAUUCAAAAUAUUCUCUAUCGUAUUUAUCGUCCAAAUAAAUAUUUUCAUUAUUCAAAACAAAUUUUGAAUAUGUAUAUUAUUGCCUUUAUGAUUACGUAUUAUUUAACAUUUAAUAUUUUACAAGGUGGAUUUUAUUUAAUUGAAAAAUGUUAUCGAUUAUUAAUUAUACCCAUUAUACUUACAUUUGAUGAACUUGAUUUACCAAAACCACGACCAUUUAAUUUAAAAUAUGAAAUUCUUAUUGCUUGUUUUUUAACAAUGAUGAUCUAUUAUGUGCAAUUAUGUGUUGGAAUGAAACAUUAUCAACAACAUAUGUUAAAUGCAUACAAAGGAAUAUUCAUUGAUAUUCCACCACGACAUGCCUUUAACAGUAUUCAAUUGAUAUCUAAAAAUGCCCAUUAUCCAGGUUAUACAAUAGCUUAUUUAGCAUUUGGAUAUUUAGUGAUGGGCAAUGUUCUCUUUUUAACUGUUAUUAUUAUAAGAAUAUUAUUUAAACAUUUAUUUCUUAUUGAAGAACUUAGCAAAAUUAUUAUACCGAUAUUAGUCAUUUAUUUAUGUAAAUAUAUUCUUAUGUGGGUUCUUAGUAGAACAUUAUUUUUACAACAUAAUGGUAAAAUGAUGGCAUUAAAAAAUUUACGUAUUUAUUAUGUAUUUGCUUAUUUUAACUUUUUUUUCGAUUGUUUUUUGGGUAUGGUAUCAUGUGCUCUUCGUGUUACAAAAGCAUCAAUAGCCGCUUUAAUUUAUUUACCACGUCUUGAUUAUUGUAUAUUUGGUAGAAGUUUAGAAAAAUUAGAUCAAGGUUUUAUUUCUUAUGCAUCUUUUAUUCAUAUGGAAUGUUUACAUACACAUCCUGUUCUCAUUAUUUAUUGUUCAUAUAUUCAAGAACGUUUACAAGAACGACGAAUUUUACUUAGUUAUUAUAAAAAAGAAGCAAAUGUUCGUGAAGAAUUAUAUGCAUAUACAAGACAACGUUUUGUAAGAUUUCGUUGGUGUCUAUUAUAUACAUUAAUAAGAAAUGAACAUUUAAAACAAUUUCGUAAACAUCAUGUAGACAAUUGGAAUAUGACAUCGGCUGAAAGUUUUAAUGAAUUUUUACAACGAACAGUAUUUAAACGAUUUCAAAAUACAUCAUUAAAAUCAUUAGGAAAUUUAAUGAUUAAAAAUCAAGUGACAACAACAACAACAAUGAAUGGAAAUAAUAGUGGUGGUGUAUGUACAGCACUAUUGUUAGAAAAUAAUGAUGAUCAAUUAAUGCCAAAACGACAAUUAUACAAAACAUUGUGA
This is a messenger RNA of Didymodactylos carnosus, 3561 nucleotides long. The record is from the annotation of a GenBank genome assembly. Lineage: Eukaryota; Metazoa; Rotifera; Eurotatoria; Philodinida; Philodinidae.